Messenger RNA from Schizosaccharomyces octosporus yFS286, 1416 nucleotides. Its product is annotated as nuclear rim protein Amo1. Gene Ontology annotation, molecular function: metal ion binding. The coding region runs from base 1 to 1416 and encodes 471 amino acids. The record is from RefSeq and is a predicted model, not a curated record. NCBI's taxonomy places the organism in Eukaryota, Fungi, Ascomycota, Schizosaccharomycetes, Schizosaccharomycetales, Schizosaccharomycetaceae. The transcript has 3 exons.
AUGGCAGUUUGCAAAUUCUUUUUGGAGAACCGUUGUCGUAACGGAACCAAUUGUAGAUUUGAGCAUGUCUACCCCCAUUUAAAGCCUGGUACAAAUUCGUAUAUUUUUCGUUCAGAGAACGCAGCACCCCCAAAGUGGGCUGAUAGUAAACAUUUGAAGAGGGCCGAAUUGGAUCGAUAUUUACCUAUAGCUAAGACGGCUGGUUUCAUUACUACAAACUUGGAAUCAGAAAAGCCUUUAUGGCCUUUAACUUGCUAUAGUGUGAAAGAUUUUUUCCCUUCUUUAUAUAGUGGCGAUGUUUCUCCAGAGGAACUCAGACUGUGGUUUUAUCAAGCACGAGCAGCAAAUGCCAUUCCUCAAUAUGAGCAACGCCAAACCGAACUGCUAAAUGAUAUUAGUCAUAAACAAAAGACUGCUUUAACAAAUCGAGAAGGUGCUGUCAAUGAAAUGAGAAAUCGUUUAGUGGGCAAGACAGGAGUGAAAUCUAUAUUCGAUACGACCCCAACUAACAACACUCAGUCAAAUAAUAACGCCUCUUUCGGUGCAUUUUCAAACCAAAACAAAAAUCCAUUUACCAGUUCGACUCCUGCAUUUGGAUUUCAACAGAAUCAACCACCAAACAGUGGGUUCGGCGGUUCAGCUGCUCCUCCGACGUCUGUAUUUGGUAAUCAGACUAGUGCUUCCCCAUUUUCUUCUAAUAACAAUAAACCAGCAGUUCCUAAUGCAUUCUCUAGUGGCGGGUUUUCCCAGAAUGCACUGAAUAGUCCACAAUUUGGUGUUCCUGGCUUUGCAACCCAAACUCCUUCAUCAUUCGGUGGGUUUUCUAAUAAUCAGCAACCGGCCUUUGGUCAAUCAUUGUUUGGACAGGCUAGUUUUCAAACUCAAGCAAAUAAUUCCAUGAAUAUACCAAAAACUUUUGAACAGCCUAAAAAUCCUCCUAAUCCUUCUCCUUUUGGUACUUCUAAUGCUCCCGUGUUUGGCCAGACAGCUUUUCAGCAGCCGACUAAUCCAAUGUUGCAAAAUAAUGUUCAUAGUGGAUUUCAGAAUCCAAACCAAGCUCAAAGCCCAUCAAGUAUAUUUGGGUCAUUUCAAAGCGCGAGUGCUGCACCUCCUAGUUUUAGUAUGGGAAGUCAAAAUCAGCAAUUUGGAUUUGGUCAACCGACUGCAGAAGGAGGUCAAGGAAUAGGGAACAACGAUUCUAUGAACAAACCCAUGGGUAACAGUAAUUUUGGUUUUCAACAACAGCCACCUGCUCCGAGCUUUCCCUCAGCGUCUUCUGCUAUGCCUGAAACUACAAGCACAAAUGUGUCAGAUGUACCUUCCGAUUUUCCGCCGGAAUUCAUUCAACAAUUUCAAGCGCCUGAAUUUACAUUGGGAAAAAUUCCCACUGUACCACCGCCGCGGCAAUUUUGUUAA